Molecule: messenger RNA, 2347 nt
Organism: Bursaphelenchus okinawaensis
Lineage: Eukaryota; Metazoa; Nematoda; Chromadorea; Rhabditida; Aphelenchoididae
Source: the annotation of a GenBank genome assembly
AUGGAAAAGAAGGGCUGCUUCACCGUUGACUAUUUGGUUAGUCAAGAGAGUAGUGAUGAGGUAGGCUGACUGGCAAUGUAAAAUAUUACAAAUUAAAAUUCCGUAGCCCAGCCUAACCUUAGCCUCAGCCCUAACCUUGCCCUAAUCCUAGCCCAUGCUUUACCCAUGAUCUAGCCCAUGCCCUAAUCGAUGUUCGUGCCUUGCCCAUGCCAUCAUAUUCAUGCCCUGCCCAUGUCCUUGCCCUACCUAUGCGCAUACCAACGCUUUACCUAUGUUUUACCCACGUCCUACCCAUGCUCAUGACAAUGCCCAUAGUCAUGCUCAUAUUCUAGACAUGCCACCCUUGCCCUACCUUACCAUGUUUUACCAUAACCCUAUCAUAAUUUUACUGUAGCUCAACUUUUACCAAUUUCUUCUGAUAUUUUUAUAUUGACGCGCCACUACUUUUGCAUCACGUUACUCUACUUCUAUUCGAAGUCUUGCUAUACUACCUACAAGUAUACUGCAGUAACUUCCAUAUUACUGUAAUACCCUCAACUUUACCGCAGUAAAUAACAAAUUACUGUAAAACUAACAAGUUUACCACAAUAACUUCCAUAUUACUGUACUUUCAGCAAGGCCCAAGUAUGGAAUUGAUGCAAAAGUUUUUCAAUCAACAAAUAACUCAAAGCCAGCCAUCUGCAAGCAACAUACCGGUCGAUACAGCUGUUACAGCUUGUUCUGAAUCUAAGAAACAGGUAAGAUCAAGACUAUUUUUGAAAAUUUUAUACCUAAAAUACCAUUGGUUUUGUCACAGUGAUAAUUUAAAAAGCGCGCCAUUCUUUUUGCCUCAAAUUUUUUAAAAGUUGUUUUAUUAGUGUAGAACUGCUAUAGCUUUAACUCUCGUUCCAGCCCUAGGCCUAACCAUAACCCUAGCCAUGCCUCUUUGACUUUUAUACCUAAAAUACCAAAAAUUAAAAAAAUUUUUUUUUAAAUUUCAAAAUUUCGGUCCAAAAACACAAAUUUUGUGCCGUUUCAGACAUCGUCUUCAUCGCCCCGUUCCACGAAACGACGCGUCCAAUGUGCCAAGUGUUUGAAGACGUUCUGUGACAAAGGGGCUUUGAAGAUUCAUAACAGUGCCGUCCAUUUGAGGGAGAUGCAUAAGUGUACGGUAAUCGGAUGCGAAAUGAUGUUUUCGUCCAGGAGGAGCAGGUAUGUUACUUUACUGUACUCUACCCUGCUCUACCCUACUUUACCCUACCGUACCACACCCUACUCUACUCUACCCUACCCUACUCUACGCUGCCCCCAUGCCCUGCCCUACCUUUACCUAAAUCUGCCUUACCCAUAUUCUACCCUACUCUAUCAUGCUCUACCCUUACCUACCCUAUCGUACUUUAUCCUUCUCUUCCCUACUCUAUCAUACCUCAAUCAUCCCUUCUUUACUCAACCUUAUUCUACCAUACCCUUCCCCCAAUGAAAAAUACCGUAGCACUCAACUACCUUUAACCUGUCCUACCUUAUCCGAUUCCUUUAACAUUACCUUAAUUUUACCCUGCCCUACUAUACCCUACAAUACCCCUACCCUACUCUACUCUACCUCACCCAAUAUCCAAAAAACCUCAAAACCCUUAUAAACCUGACAGUAUCUGUAAAACAAGUAAUUUCCGGUCGAUAAAUUUUCAGGAACCGCCACUCUGCCAAUCCCAACCCGAAGCUUCAUUCCGGCUCCACUUUGCACUCUCGACUUCCUUUGUUCCGUCGAGAUUCCCUGCCCAAUUUCCAAUUUCCGAAAAUCAUGCCAAUGUUUCAGCCAAAUCCGAAUCUGAUUCAAAUGCAGUUAGGGCUACUCAAUUUUAUACAGGUAAGGCUGGAUAUCGUAACUAUCUGUGGGCGGGUUAUUUUAUUACUUUUAAUGUAGAGAGUAGUAAGAAUAGAGUUGAGUUAAUCUAGGGUUGGGGACGGGUAUGGUCUAAAAAAGAGUAGCUUACGGCUAGGCAAUUAUAGAGAACAAAGGCUAGGGCCAGUGAAUCGCUGAGUAAGGUAAGACUAGAGUAGGGCUAAGGGAAGGGCUAUGCUAGUGUAGAAUCAGAGUUGCCCUAAAACUAGGGCUGGGGCUAUAAUAGGGAUAAAUUAGGGCUAGAAUAGGUUAGGGAUAGAGUAUGGCUAGGACAAAGCGGGCGUUAGGCUAGUGUAGGGCUAGGGCUAAACUAGGGGAAGGCUAAGGUUGGAUAAGAUAAGUCUAAACCUUCUUUAAGAUAUAUGUCCGAAUGUAACUCGUAUUUUACUUCAUUUCAAUAGUAAACUAAAAUUAUUCUAGAACCAGUACAAAGUGCCCAAUCAAAUGGUUGUCGAAAAGUCGAGCUGA